GUAGGACCCGGGGAAAGAAGCCAAUCACUAGGAACGCCAAGGCGGCGCAGACCAUCUGCUCGCGAGGGUAGCGGAAUAUCGGAUGAUGCUACUACAUCGGGUGAACGUCAACGAACUUCCUCGGAACCACCUCAAGGCGGAAACAGGCGACGCCGGCAGGGAAGUGAACCGGAUCCAGACGGUGAGUCGCGAGAAAGAGGAACGCCAUCACAUCCGGCACGAACACANGGAAUACCUGGUGCACCUGGACCAGGAGUGUGAAUCGCAUCUCAUAUUCUACACCAUAGCAGUACAGAACGCCCUACGCAACCCCGGCCAACCUCUGCCGCCAUUCCCGCGGGUAGGG
Messenger RNA from Ectocarpus sp. CCAP 1310/34, 346 nucleotides. Lineage: Eukaryota; Phaeophyceae; Ectocarpales; Ectocarpaceae. The record is from the annotation of a GenBank genome assembly.